UUCCGUCAACAACCACAACUCCAGCAUCAACUACAGGCAAUACAAAAUCUUUUACGCCAACUGCACUUUCAACACAAAUCAGCUCGUAGUUCGAAUGCUCUUAUUGACGAAAUAGAUGAGUCAUUUAAUUGUGUUCAAAAAAAGGUCCGAUUAAUUGCAGUAUCCACUCAAACAAAAUAUUUGGGAAAUCAGACCUGUAGCAACCACGAACCAGUUUCUUCCUUGUCUGCUGUAACCGCAAAAGAUUCUGACAGGGUCUCUAUGGCUACUACGGCAGCGUCAGGGCAUACGAUGUAUACAGUACACCGUGUGGUUACGACAGCGCAAAUCCAAACAGCAAUUGGCAACACAUACACAUCUUCUUCUAGCGUUUCUAGCGUUGUCAGCGCGCUUCGCAAUGAAGAGGAAAAUAUAACAUCACCGAUGGCAGCAAGUUUACCUACCGUGAAUGGAAAUUGUGCUUUAAAUUUAAAUAGCUGUCCCGCAGCUCCAGGAAGGCGCUUAACUAAUAUGGAAGAUAAUUCCAUCGCAAAUAAUAUUUUACAAUCUGGUACAGCUGCCAAGGAUUCCAGGCAAUCCCCUGGCUAA
Messenger RNA from Rhagoletis pomonella (apple maggot), 588 nucleotides. RefSeq lists its product as uncharacterized. Lineage: Eukaryota; Metazoa; Arthropoda; Insecta; Diptera; Tephritidae. The annotation marks the transcript as partial. The record is from RefSeq and is a predicted model, not a curated record. The transcript has 2 exons.